AUGGCUCGAUAUUCUGAACGGGUCGAGCAAAUGCGUCGAGAUCUGAAAGAUCCCGGCGAACAGUUUGGUCUCAUUAUUCUUGGCAAUUCUGGAGCUGGCAAAAGUUUUCUAGCCAAUAUUCUACUCGGUCGUGAACAGUUUGCUCACAAAUUUACUUCAAGAUCAGUUACUCAUGAAACAGAAUUUGCUGCAAUCACAAUCGGCCAUUAUCAACUGGCUAUAUUCAACAUACCCGGUCUGAUCGAAGCUUCGCAAGAACGUAUUCAUUUAUGGCCAACAGAAUGGUCGUAUCAAGGACGAAGAUAUUACUGCAUUUAA
Messenger RNA from Adineta ricciae, 318 nucleotides. The record is from the annotation of a GenBank genome assembly. Lineage: Eukaryota; Metazoa; Rotifera; Eurotatoria; Adinetida; Adinetidae.